GCCGACGAAAAAGCCAUGCCACUCCCCUUUAUGGGUGCCUGCUCUGCUCGGGUUGUGUCAGGGAGCCCAGCAGGGUACAGUUUCGAAAAUUGGCUAUAAUGAAAAAUGCAAUCCAUCUGCCAUAAACUGAUCGGACUCAUUGAUUCCAGUGUGUGAUCGGCGGAUGCUCGGAUGUCGGAUCGUUGCUCGAUUGGACAGCAGACAGACAAACAGACAGACAGACAGACAUCCUCUGUGAGAAGGUGAAGCCUUUAGAAUAACACCGUCCGCCGCUAUGAGACGGAUCACCGGGAAGGCGAAGGAUGAAACUUUGAUCGAGCUGCAGAACGCCUCAGACUCACAGGUCACAGAUGGUCCUGCUGUGUUGACCGCGUUCAAGAUUAACCUGCACUCAGAUGAAAGCAGUGGAAAUGGUCUGAAAGAAGCUCCACUCCCUGGACACACAGAAACAGACAAGCUACAUUCCAACAAAGACACCGUGUUCUUCAGGGACGGCGUACGCAGAAUAGACUUUGUUCUGUCUUACGUCGAAGAUAAAGAUGGAGAAAAGAAGCAGGAAAGGAGGAGAGAGUUUGAGGCCAACCUUGAGAAAGCAGGACUGGAGCUGGAGACGGAGGACAAAUCAGACUCCAAAGACCAAAAGACAUAUUUCUUAAAGAUCCAUGCUCCGUGGGAUGUGCUGGCCACCUUCGCUGACGUCUUAAAGAUUAAGGUGCCCUUCAAGGAGAGCGAUAUUCCUCAUGGUCAGGACGUCCCGCUGGAGUGGCUCUCGCACCCUUUCCGACUGCCGGAUCACAUCAUGCAUCCACAGCCGGACUACUUCACCUACCCAUUCGACAAGACCAAGACUGACUUCUUCCUUAUCAAUGACAAAGACACCUUCUUCCCGCCAUCCACAAGAAACAGAAUUGUGUUCUACAUCCUGGCUCGCUGUCCGUACUACAAAGAGGGUCGGAAAGACAAAGGCAAGACGGGCAUCAAGCGAUUACUCAGCAAUGGCACCUACACAGCAGCCUUCCCACUUCAUGAUAGCCAUAAACUGUUUCCACUUGGAGGAAAAUGUGAUGAAACUGUUCUAAAAAUGUUCACAUGUCGAUACUGGAAAAAGGCAAGAAACGCUGAGUGUGAGAGUGAACGCUACAACUUGUACAAACACUGGGCCAGAUUCCUCUGCUUUUACAAAGAGCAGCCUCUGAACCUGAUCAGGAAGUACUAUGGGGAGAAGAUUGGGAUCUAUUUUGCCUGGCUGGGCUUCUACACAGAGAUGCUGUUCUUUGCAGCCGUCAUGGGCCUUAUAUGUUUCACCUACGGAGUGCUCAGUUAUGAUGACAACAUAUCAAGCAAAGAAAUAUGUAAUCCUGAAAUUGGGGGAAGUAUUGUGAUGUGUCCUCUUUGUGAUAAAAAGUGCCCUUUCUGGAAGCUCAACUCCACCUGCCUGUCAUCCUGGCAAUCCCAUCUGUUUGAUAAUGAGGGAACGGUAUUCUUUGCCAUAUUUAUGGGGAUUUGGGUAACUCUGUUUCUGGAGUUCUGGAAGCGGCGUCAGGCCCGCCUCGAGUACGAGUGGGACUUGGUGGACUUUGAGGAGGAGCAGCAGCAACUUCAAAUACGACCAGAGUUUGAGAUCAGAUGCACCAACAGGAGACUCAACAGGAUCACACAGGAAAUGGAGCCAUACCUCCCCGUCACCAGCAAGUGCGCUCGCUUCUCUCUCUCUGCAGCAGCUGUCAUAUUCUGGAUUUCUCUGAUCGUGGCCUGUAUUAUCGGGGUCAUAGCAUACAGGUUGGCUGUUUAUGCAGCCUUUGCAAGCAUCAUCAAAGACCCUAUGAGGAAGAUCCAGCUGGUGGGCAGAUUCAUCACACCACAGUUAGCGACCUCUGUCACUGCCUCCUGCAUCAACUUUGUCAUCAUCAUGAUCCUGAACUUUUUUUAUGAGCGAGUGGCCGUCUGGAUCACUGAUUUGGAAAUCCCCAAAACCCACCUGGAAUAUGAGAACAGGCUGACCAUGAAGAUGUUUCUGUUUCAAUUUGUCAACUACUACUCAUCGUGCUUCUACGUGGCCUUCUUCAAGGGUAAAUUUGUGGGUUACCCUGGUGAAUAUUCAUACAUGUUUGGCAAGUGGAGCAAUCUGAGAAAUGAGGAGUGUGACCCUGGAGGCUGUCUGAUAGAGCUGACCACGCAGCUGGUGAUCGUCAUGACGGGGAAGCAGCUAUGUGGGAACAUUCAGGAAGCCCUGCUGCCGUUGAUCCGGAACUGGUGGAGUGGCAGACGAGGACGUCACAAUCCUGAGAACCAUUACAGCCGCUGGGAGCAGGAUCACGUUCUGCAGAACUUCAGCCAGCUGGGCUUGUUCUAUGAAUACCUGGAGAUGGUGGUCCAGUUUGGCUUCAUCACUCUGUUCGUGGCCUCCUUCCCCCUGGCUCCCCUCCUGGCCCUGUUCAACAACAUCCUGGAAAUCAGAGUGGACGCCUGGAAGUUCACCACCCAGUUCAAACGGCCGAUGGCUUCCAAGGCCCGAAACAUCGGAGCGUGGCAGGAGAUCCUCAACGCUGUGGCCAUUUUGUCCGUUGUUACCAAUGCUUUCAUCAUGGCAUUCACCUCAGACAUGAUCCCCCGCAUGGUGUACCUGUACGCUUACAGUAAAGAGUCCAGCAUGAGAGGCUACGUCAACAACAGCCUGUCGAUAUACAACAUCUCACAGAUUCCAGAGCGCAACAUGCCAGAGGACAACUGGUUUGAUAACGCCACCAGCACCUGCAGAUACCGAGACUACCGUUACCCUCCGGGCCACCAGAGGGAGUACACUCACACCAUGCAGUUCUGGCACAUCCUGGCAGCCAAAAUGGCCUUUAUUAUUAUCAUGGAACAUGUGGUGUUUGUGGUGAAGUUCUUCGUGGCCUGGAUGAUCCCGGACGUCCCCUCAGACGUGAAAGCUCGGAUCAAACGAGAACGCUACCUGAUUCAAGAGUACCUGCACAACUACGAGGUGGAGCAACUCAAACUCCAGCUGAGCGCCAGUUUCAUCACAGAGCCGCAGUCAGAAAUGACCUUAACGCCGGACAAGCAUGAAGCGUUGUCUGAGUGCCUGUAGCCCCCAGCAUCACCACCCCAACUAACCAAAUCAAAAGUGGACUUUACUGGGAGUUUCCUUUUCAGUGACAACACCCAUGCAAGGGCUUGUGUCUUUGAGAUUUAAAAAACGCUAUUUCUUUGUUUUUGACAGGACAUUAACACUUGCCACGAUGUACUCCUAUAUUAGGACCUGUGUAGAGGCAUCCAAAAAUAAAAAUCUUUUGUUGUUUUGCUUAAAACCUGCUUCCCUUGUGGAUGAAACAUCUCAGUGCCAUAAAAAACAAAGAGCUGAAGGAAUGCGAAUGCAACUUGUAACCUUCUCCAUUUAACGUCUUCAAACUCUCCAUUUGUCGGGAAAGAAAUAACCCUUGUAUUUACAGAUAGAGUUAGAGUUUGUGAACAUGUGAGGUGUAUUUACCCUUUAAAGAGCUCAUUUUGAUGCCAUUAACUUCAUUCUCUGCAUGUUAUUCAUCCUGUGAGAAUAGAAGAUGAAGGACUGGGUUAUGUAGGGAAGAAUAUAAUGUGUCAGUUGUGAGAAAAUAAAACAGUGGCUGGAAAUUCAUAUUUAACUAUGAAUGUAGAAACACUCAGACUUACAUGUGUUUAAAUAUAAAAGAGACUAAACACAAAAAGUAAUAGGCAGUGCUUAUUCCUUAGAUGGCUUCACUAUGGUUUCUUUUUAAACCUUUUAUUAAAAAUUGGUAGCUACUUAUUGUCUUUCCACUGAUCUAUAGCUGGACUAUUAGAUUGUCAGCUUUUGAGCGCGUUCUAUUUAGGGAAAAGUUCUUUUUAAAAAACUGUGCAUUUGAAAACCAAGUACCUCCGUCAUACUGCAGCGAUACUGUAACAAUCAGAAGAAUGCUGUUGUUCAUUUCAGCCUGAGUUUCAGUAACACAGUGAGACAGUAGCUGCAGGCUCGUGUCUCAUCUUCCACAUGUGUUGCCAACUUGCUGCGGGACCAAUUAUAAGAUUUCUACCAAAAAGAAAAAGUGAAGAAAUGUUGGCAGAUCAGGACAGAUCUUUUGUUUAAUACAAUCUAGUUUGAGUGGAUGAUGCUUUACUUUACUGCUCCUUGUGUACGUAAAAAAACGGCCUGCGGUGCAUUUGUGUUUUUGGAUUUCAGAUUAUUGCUGUCUCCAUGUUUUUUGGAGAUAAACAGAGAACAGGAAGGAGAACUUCUUUGGCGCAUGCGAGUGAGGGUUUCAGUGGACAGAAAUGACUUUUACUAACCAGUUCAUACUAACUAGAUGGUCACCAAGUGUUGCUGUAGAUAUUAAGAAUUUUAAAUAUAUUUAAAUGGGUUUUGGUGCAAUUAAUUUAUGGAUUUGUUUCUGUUCUGUAGCCUCAAGUGUUUAGAGUUACUGCAUAAUCCUUGUUUGAGAUCUUUAUCGGUUUACUUGUAAGCUCUGAUUUGUUACAUUUGUACUCUUCAUCGCCUCAUAAAUUGCCAUUGAGCAGUGUUAGCUCAGACAUUUGAUCAUGCAAGUUAUUACUUUGUGAAGGGACCAGACGUGGAAAAAAACUCUUGAUAUUCAAAACUUCAGAUACUUUACAUCUUUUUCUGCUUAUGCUUUACAUUCACUUAUAUUUCUGUGCUUUUAUUGGAACAUCUUUGCGAUAUACAAUGUCAAUGAUGCAGUCUUUAUCAGCUGGACAUCAUUUGACGGUGAAAAGCGAAGCCUGACUCACUCUAAUCUCAGGACUGAACAUCUAACGUUGGUCGAGCACCACUUGUUGCAGAUGUGUGCAGGGGGUUCCAACAUGAUCCCACAAAGGUGCACCACGUAUUUCCCAACAAACAAAUGCCUUAAACAUCUUUGUUUACUUGUUUUUUGUACGGAUUUGUAUCGACAAAGUUUCCUAUCUGAAUUCUGAACCUGUUUCAUAUCAUUUGUUGCUGCUGCUAUGUCGUUUGCAACGUAGCUGUUUUCUGCAUGAAUCAAUGUUAUGAGAAUAUUUUGCCAGUUAUGUUUUAAAUUCACUGUAGCCUAUUGGACAGGAACUUAGUGAAGCUGUUAAUAUUCACAAUAAAGAAAGAAAAAGCUACUUGA
Messenger RNA from Acanthochromis polyacanthus (spiny chromis), 5120 nucleotides. Its product is annotated as anoctamin-5-like. Bases 275 to 3088 code for a protein of 937 amino acids. The transcript has 22 exons. Lineage: Eukaryota; Metazoa; Chordata; Actinopteri; Pomacentridae. Gene Ontology annotation, biological process: chloride transmembrane transport. Gene Ontology annotation, molecular function: protein dimerization activity; chloride channel activity. The record is from RefSeq and is a predicted model, not a curated record. Gene Ontology annotation, cellular component: plasma membrane.